GUUGGGCGCGGGGCCGCGGGGCCGCCUCGCCGUGAGGAGCCGGGGACAUGGCCCCGGUGCUGCCGUGGGCCCUGAGGCAGGAUGGAAAGGGACGGGGCGCGGCGUUGCGCUGCGGGGAGAGGCAAAGCCGGUGUUGUCUGCGAAAAACACGCGGUGAGAUCGCGGCUGUCGGCCCGCUUCGUGCAGCCGGCGUGCUGCCACCCCUACUGCGCCUUCCCGCUGAACAAAAGGGAGCUGUGCGUCUGGAGCACGGCCGGACAGGUAACAGCACAGGGUGGGAGAGGGAAUCCCCAGGGCAGCAGUGAGAAAAAGGCGUGGGUCGGGAGACACAGUUUAAUGUGAAAAGGAAAGAGUAUGAAUAAUGCAAUGAAAAACAAUUUCCCACCACUUCCUACAAACAGACCAAUUUCCAGCCACCCUCUGAGCAAUCGCCUACCAUAGAAGACAACCCCUAGCACCAUCUUCUCACACUCCAGUUCUGUUGCAGAGCCUGAUGUCACUGGUAUGGGAUAUCCCUUUGGCCAGCUCGAGUCACCUGUCCCCGCUGUGUCAGCUCCCAGCUUCUUGCCUGCUCACAGACAGCUUGCUGGAUGCUGUGGGGACAGGCUGGCAAAACGAGAAAGCCUUGAAAGCACUGUUCAGCAGCAGUUAAAAUGUUGUGUAUUGUCGUCACUAGUUUGGUCACAAAAUCCAGAAUGGCACCAUACAAACUGGUGUGAGGGAUGUUUACUUGGUCCCAGACAGACCCAGUGCAGCUAUAUUGUAAUUUAUUAAGUGAUUUUGGAGCAAUAAAGAAAAAUGAGUUUGGAACAAUUUUGUUAAUUGCUCAAACAUUAUCCGUUUAUAAUUUUGCACUGUUUGUAAUGUUAAUUUGAAGUGACUCAUUUAACUCUUCUUUAUGUACGUUUGUCAGACACUACAUUUGUUAGGACAUAAGCACUCGGUUUCCGCACUGUCGUUUGGAAAUAAAACCGAGCCACUUCUUCUCUGCUCUGCUUCCCAUGAGUGCGUGAUCGUGUGGAAUCUGGCUGAAUGUGCGCAGAAAGAGCAAGAAGGGAUAACACCUCAAGGAAUUAUUAUUGGAACUCUUUUGGGAAUAGUGCUUCAUGUAAGGUUUAGUCCAGAUGAUCAACAAGUGGCAGUAUGUGCUGAAAAUCGGAUCUACGUGUUAAGUGCAAAGGUAUGGGACUAUUCUACUGGUCUGUUAAUAUAUCAGUCAGGAAUAUUAACAGCAUAUCCUUUGCAAAGCCUGCUAAUUGAUGAAAAAAGUAAACAGAUUAUCACUGGAUGUGGUGACGGACAGCUCCGGAUCUUCAGUUUAAUCACUGAUCAUAAUUACCGUUGUGUGGCACGUAUCGACUUAAAGAAAGAGCAAGAGAAAUUCUGUAAUAAAAUCUGGAAAUCUGGCAAAGAAUCAGGUGAAAGACAAAAUAAUUCCAAGCUUUGCAAAACAAACAGCGUGAGACCAGAAGGAUCAGUGGAAACAUCAUUGUCUAUCCUCCUAAUUGAACACUGCGACUGCUCAGAAUGUUUCUGUAACGAAGAAAACAUACCUUACACCCUGAAUACUAGCUAUUUUUGGAUAGGAACCUCUACUGGAUUGUUAAUUAUUAAUUUGACAACCUUUGAAUUGGAAGCUUUUUUAUGUUACAAAGAUUACAGUGGCCUAAGCAUUCAGUUUGCUGUAUCAUGUGCAUUAACUAAGAAGACAGUUAAUGGAAAGGUUUUAUGCGUGAUCACCUCAAUGUUUGAAGAUGUGAUUGCUGUGUUGGAGGUUAACCUUCCUGCAUUGGUGAGAUCUCAGCAGGGUGGUAUUUUCAUAAGAACAAGUGAGAAGAGUCUAUCAGUCAUUGCCAGGUGUUCUUUGUCGCCAGAAUCUCCAUUGCGUAAAGGUUUAAAUAAAAGCAAAAAGGAACCUUCUAGGAAAACACUUGGUGUGAAAAGCACUGUGAAAGAUCAGCCAUUGGUUUUCCAUUAUAAAAUUCAGUCAUCAGGAUAUACAGCAGCACCACGAAUGACCAUGUUUUCUCCAAAUACUAACCUGAAGAAAAAUUAUAUAUCAAAGCGGAAGACCAGUGUUGAAUGUACACGUAAAGAAUAUCCUUUGGAAAGUUCUCCUCCAAUCAACUAUGAGAGAGAGAUAUCUGUUACUUGUAAACCAACCCCAAUCUCUUGCAUUCAGUAUUCCGGGGAUGGAGGGCAGCUGGCUUGCGGGCUGGUUGACAAGACUGUACUGAUAUUCGAUGCCAAUCUCACCGAUACGUGUAAUGUUUUUUCAGGUCAUGAUGGUGCAGUUAACUCUGUUGGCUGGAGUCAUGACAAGAAGCGGUUAGUUUCUGCAUCAGAAGACAGAACCGUAAGGGUCUGGUCAGUCUGCAAGAAUGAACCUGCCCUAAUUCUGGGCAAAGGUAUGUUUCAUAAGGCUAUACGCUUCGCGCAGUUUUAUUUUAUGGAUGCAUUUAUAUUGCUGUGUUGUGGAGCUGAAUUUCAUCUAUUAAGUUUCCAUGUAGACACAACCAAGGAUGACUUAAAACAAUACAAACAGAGAAUUUUUUGCAAAUUGAUCCAGAAAUUUCUCAUGGCUUCAACAAUGGAGAUUACCAGCCUUUCAGCAGUAAAUGAUUUCUACUCUUAUAUUGUUCUUACAGCUGGCAGCAACCGAGCAUUGGAAGUUUUUGACCUCAAUGAAGGCCGAAGCACAGCAGUGAUUCCAGAAGUUCAUAGUAGAUCAGUCCAUCAGAUCUGCCAAAAUAAGGGGUCAGCAUUCAGCACUCAGCAACCUGAAGCUUACAACCUCUUUGUGACCACGGCUGUAGGUGAUGGCAUCAAACUCUGGGAUUUAAGAACUCUCAGGUGUGAACGUCGAUUUGAAGGGCACAGUAGCCGCUGCUACCCAUGUGGAAUUGCAAUAUCUCCUUGUGGGCGAUUUAUAGCCAGUGGAUCAGAGGACAACUGUGCUUAUAUAUAUGAGAUGCAUUCAAGUACCUUUUUACAUAAACUGGGGGGACACAGAGAAUGUGUCGUCAAUGUGGGUUUCAGUCCUUCAUCUCCACAGCUCACCACAGCCACCUUGGGUGGCAAACUCCAAUUGUUUCUGCCCUGAGAUUUGCCAGCAUAUGGAGCUUUGGACCUGCUACUCUGAGAAUAACGACAUGCUGAGAGAAAGGCGACCAGUAGCUGGCCAUAGGCAAGCAGCAUAAUAUUCCCUUUUAAUGUACAGAUUUCUUCUGAUUUUAUUUUCUGGAAAUUCCUCAAACUGUUCUCAAAGUUUUUCUGUUGUACAAUCUGAUGCCUUUAUUGCAAAAAUAAGGACAAAAGAUCUCUUGAUGAAGUGAGACUACUCAUUCUGACUUCACUCCAGGAAAUCAUCAGAGAAGUGGCUUUGAGUUUUGGGUGUAAGCUGUAGGACACCUUUGAUUGUUGGGUGUAAGCUGUAGAGCUUUUCUAGCCUGUGACCAUUUUGCUCUAAGUUAAAAUAACAACUCUGCCAGUCUUAUUAAAAAGUUAUGGUCUUGUUGCAGUCUGAUAUUAUUCAACGACCUUUAAAUGUAAGUAAACUAUUUCUGUCUUUGAAUAACUCUUAAUUAUUUUUUGGAAAAUAUUUAAAAUAAUAUGAAAAUAAACUUUUGA
Molecule: messenger RNA, 3630 nt
Organism: Anas platyrhynchos (mallard)
Lineage: Eukaryota; Metazoa; Chordata; Aves; Anseriformes; Anatidae
Source: RefSeq, a predicted model, not a curated record